This is a messenger RNA of Odobenus rosmarus divergens (Pacific walrus), 1130 nucleotides long. It is a transcript of the gene ARF3, whose product is annotated as ADP-ribosylation factor 3. Gene Ontology annotation, biological process: vesicle-mediated transport; intracellular protein transport. The record is from RefSeq and is a predicted model, not a curated record. NCBI's taxonomy places the organism in Eukaryota, Metazoa, Chordata, Mammalia, Carnivora, Odobenidae. The coding region runs from base 346 to 891 and encodes 181 amino acids. The transcript is spliced from 6 exons. Gene Ontology annotation, molecular function: GTPase activity; GTP binding. Gene Ontology annotation, cellular component: cytoplasm; plasma membrane.
GAGGGAGCUGGGGAGCGGGGCCAGGGGAGCAGCCUUGCCGAAAUCGGCUUGGGGGAGUCGGAGGGAGCGGAACCAGUGCCGAGCGGAACCUGUGGGGGCGGCGGCGGCGGCUGCUGCGGCGGCGGAGGAGCUGGGAGCAGGAACAGGGCUAGGGAAUGCCGCUUUUUCCUACCCUCUCUCCUGCUCCACCUUAGUACUAGGAGACCAGAGCCUUGUAGCGGUGACACCCUGUACUCCCUUCAUGGGGCAGGGGAUCGAGUUCUCCAUACCAGGGCCCAGGCCAAAACCAGACUGCCACUGCCCCCACUUGAGCCCUCCUGUCCUCAGAAAGUGGUUGCUGUGAUCAUGGGUAAUAUCUUUGGAAACCUUCUGAAGAGCCUGAUUGGGAAGAAGGAGAUGCGCAUCCUGAUGGUGGGCCUGGAUGCUGCAGGAAAGACCACCAUCCUGUAUAAGCUGAAACUGGGGGAGAUCGUCACCACCAUCCCCACCAUUGGGUUCAACGUGGAGACAGUGGAGUACAAGAAUAUCAGCUUCACAGUCUGGGACGUGGGUGGCCAGGACAAGAUUCGACCUCUCUGGAGACACUACUUCCAAAACACCCAGGGGUUGAUAUUUGUGGUUGACAGCAAUGAUCGGGAGCGAGUAAAUGAGGCCCGAGAGGAGCUGAUGAGGAUGCUGGCAGAGGAUGAGCUCCGGGAUGCAGUGCUCCUUGUCUUUGCAAACAAACAGGAUUUGCCUAAUGCUAUGAACGCUGCUGAGAUCACAGACAAGUUGGGCCUGCAUUCUCUGCGUCACCGCAACUGGUACAUUCAGGCCACCUGUGCCACCAGCGGGGACGGGCUGUACGAAGGCCUGGACUGGCUGGCCAAUCAGCUCAAAAACAAGAAGUGAGAGCCAGGCAGCCCUAUCCGACCACCCCGCCUAUCCCUGACACACCUACUGUCUCCCUGCCCCAGCCCUGCCCCUUCCUUCCCGUUGCCAGUGUGGCCAGGGCCCUGGGUAUCAUGUCCGCAUGCCCAACAAGAGCCUUGCCUCCCCUGCCUCCCCCCCCGCCCCGUCCCCUGUCCAUGACCAGUCCCCAGUUGCUGUCCUGAUGAUGAAUCAUUCCAAUUUAUCGGAUUUAAAACAAA